AUGGAGGUGUUUAAUGGUAGGGAAAGGGAUGUGAAUAAUGGUAGAGAAAGUGAUGUGAUUAAUGGUAGAGAAAGGGAUGUGAUUAAUGGUAGAGAAAGAGAGAUGAUUAAUGGUAGAGAAAGGGAGAUGAUUAAUGGUAGAGAAAGGGAUGUGAUUAAUGGUAGGGAAAGGGAUGUGAUUACUGGCAGAGAAAGGGAUGUGAAUAAUGGUAGAGAAAGGGAGAUAAUUAAUGGUAGGGAAAGGGAUGUGGUUAAUGGUAAAGACAGGGAGGUGAUUAAUGGUAGAGAAAGGGAUGUGAUUAAUGGUAGGGAAAGGGAUGUGAUUAAUGGUAGAGAAAGGGAGAUAACUUAUGGUAGAGAAAGGGAUGUGAUUUAUGGUAGAGACAGGGAGGUGAUUAAUGGUAGAGAAAGGGAGAUGAUUAAUGGUAGGGAAAGGGAGAUGAUUACUGGUAGGGAAAGGGAGAUGAUUACUGGUAGAGAAAGGGAUGUGAUUAAUGGUAGAGAAAGGGAUGUGAUUAAUGGUCGAGACAGGGAGGUGAUCAAUGGUAGAGAAAGGGAGGUGAUUAAUGGUAGGGAAAGGGAGAUGAUUAAUGGUAGAGAAAGGGAUGUGAUUAAUGGUCGAGACAGGGAGGUGAUUAAUGGUAGAGAAAGGGAUGUGAUUAAUGGUAGGGAAAGGGAUGUGAUUAAUGGUAGAGAAAGGGAGAUAACUUAUGGUAGAGAAAGGGAUGUGAUUUAUGGUAGAGACAGGGAGGUGAUUAAUGGUAGAGAAAGGGAGAUGAUUAAUGGUAGGGAAAGGGAGAUGAUUAAUGGUAGAGAAAGGGAUGUGAUUAAUGGUAGAGAAAGGGAUGUGAUUAAUGGUAGAGACAGGGAGGUGAUUAAUGGUAGAGAAAGGGAGGUGAUUAAUGGUAGAGAAAGGGAGAUGAUUAAUGGUAGGGAAAGGGAGAUGAUUAAUGGUAGAGAAAGGGAUGUGAUUAAUGGUAGGGAAAGGGAUGUGAUUAAUGGUAGAGAAAGGGAGAUAACUUAUGGUAGAGAAAGGGAUGUGAUUUAUGGUAGAGACAGGGAGGUGAUUAAUGGUAGAGAAAGGGAGAUGAUUAAUGGUAGGGAAAGGGAGAUGAUUACUGGUAGAGAAAGGGAUGUGAUUAAUGGUAGAGAAAGGGAUGUGAUUAAUGGUAGAGACAGGGAGGUGAUUAAUGGUAGAGAAAGGGAGGUGAUUAAUGGUAGAGAAAGGGAGAUGAUUAAUGGUAGGAAAAGGGAGAUGAUUAAUGGUAGAGAAAGGGAUGUGAUUAAUGGUAGGGAAAGGGAUGUGAUUAAUGGUAGAGAAAGGGAUGUGAUUAAUGGUCGAGACAGGGAGGUGAUUAAUGGUAGAGAAAGGGAUGUGAUUAAUGGAAGGGAAAGGGAGAUGAUUACUGGUAGAGAAAGGGAUGUGAUUAAUGGUAGAGAAAGGGAUGUGAUUAAUGGUAGAGACAGGGAGGUGAUCAAUGGUAGAGAAAGGGAGGUGAUUAAUGGUAGAGAAAGGGAGAUGAUUACUGGUAGAGAAAGGGAUGUGAUUAAUGGUAGAGACAGGGAGGUGAUCAAUGGUAGAGAAAGGGAGGUGAUUAAUGGUAGAGAAAGGGAGAUGAUUAAUAGUAGGGAAAGGGAGAUGAUUAAUGGUAGAGAAAGGGAUGUGAUUAAUGGUAGGGAAAGGGAUGUGAUUAAUGGUAGAGAAAGGGAUGUGAUUAAUGGUAGAGAAAGGGAGAUGAUUAAUGGUAGAGAAAGGGAUGUGAUUAAUGGUAGAGACAGGGAUGUGAUUAAUGGUAGAGAAAGGGAUGUGAUUAAUGGUAGAGACAGGGAGGUGAUUAAUGGUAGAGAAAGGGAGGUGAUUAAUGGUAGGGAAAGGGAUGUGAUUAAUGGUCGAGACAGGGAGGUGAUUAAUGGUAGAGAAAGGGAUGUGAUUAAUGGUAGGGAAAGGGAUGUGAUUAAUGGUAGAGAAAGGGAGAUAACUUAUGGUAGAGAAAGGGAUGUGAUUUAUGGUAGAGACAGGGAGGUGAUUAAUGGUAGAGAAAGGGAUGUGAUUAAUGGUAGGGAAAGGGAGAUGAUUAAUGGUAGAGAAAGGGAUGUGAUUAAUGGUCGAGACAGGGAGGUGAUUGAUGGUAGAGAAAGGGAGAUAACUUAUGGUAGAGAAAGGGAUGUGAUUUAUGGUAGAGACAGGGAGGUGAUUAAUGGUAGAGAAAGGGAUGUGAUUAAUUGUAGGGAAAGGGAGAUGAUUAAUGGUAGAGAAAGGGAUGUGAUUAAUGGUCGAGACAGGGAGGUGAUUGAUGGUAGAGAAAGGGAGAUAACGUAUGGUAGAGAAAGGGAUGUGAUUUAUGGUAGACACAGGGAGGUGAUUAAUGGUAGAGAAAGGGAUGUGAUUAAUGGUAGGGAAAGGGAGAUGAUUAAUGGUAGAGAAAGGGAUGUGAUAAAUGGUAGGGAAAGGGAGAUGAUUGAUGGUAGAGAAAGGGAGAUGAUUAAUGGUAGGGAAAGGGAGAUGAUUACUGGUAGAGAAAGGGAUGUGAUUAAUGGUAGAGACAGGGAGGUGAUUAAUGGUAGAGAAAGGGAGGUGAUUAAUGGUAGAGAAAGGGAGAUGAUUAAUGGUAGGGAAAGGGAGAUGAUUAAUGGUAGAGAAAGGGAGAUGAUUAAUGGUAGGGAAAGGGAGAUGAUUAAUGGUAGAGAAAGGGAGAUGAUUAAUGGUAGGGAAAGGGAGAUGAUUACUGGUAGAGAAAGGGAUGUGAUUAAUGGUAGAGACAGGGAGGUGAUUAAUGGUAGAGAAAGGGAGGUGAUUAAUGGUAGAGAAAGGGAGAUGAUUAAUGGUAGGGAAAGGGAGAUGAUUAAUGGUAGAGAAAGGGAGAUGAUUAAUGGUAGGGAAAGGGAGAUGAUUAAUGGUAGAGAAAGGGAGAUGAUUAAUGGUAGGGAAAGGGAGAUGAUUAAUGGUAGAGAAAGGGAUGUGAUUAAUGGUAGAGACAGGGAGGUGAUAAAUGGUAGAGAAAGGGAUGUGAUUAAUGGUAGAGAAAGGGAGAUGAUUAAUGGUAGGGAAAGGGAGAUGAUUAAUGGUAGAGAAAGGGAGAGGGAGGUGAUUAAUGGUAGAGAAAGGGAUGUGAUUAAUGGUAGAGACAGCGAGGUGAUUAAUGGUAGAAAAAGGAUGUGA
Molecule: messenger RNA, 3159 nt
Organism: Mya arenaria
Lineage: Eukaryota; Metazoa; Mollusca; Bivalvia; Myida; Myidae
Product: S-antigen protein-like
Exons: 1
Coding region: 1-3159 (1052 amino acids)
Source: RefSeq, a predicted model, not a curated record